Molecule: messenger RNA, 1355 nt
Organism: Bombina bombina (fire-bellied toad)
Lineage: Eukaryota; Metazoa; Chordata; Amphibia; Anura; Bombinatoridae
Product: cytochrome c1, heme protein, mitochondrial
Exons: 7
Coding region: 66-995 (309 amino acids)
Biological process (GO): mitochondrial electron transport, ubiquinol to cytochrome c
Molecular function (GO): heme binding; electron transfer activity
Source: RefSeq, a predicted model, not a curated record
GAGCAACCGGCUUUGACUGUAGGAGGAGCUGUGCGCGCGGCGUUUCCACUGUCUAGCGUGACAAGAUGGCGGCGGCGUGUUUGGUGCUUCGGAGGUCGCUGCAGGGAGGGCUAUUGCUUGGACCCCGGGUGGCCUGGCCUGUUGCACCUCAGGCUAAUAUGUCGUUUGCCGCCAUGUCCCGUGGCAGGAAGGUGGCUCUGUCCACAUUAGGAGUCCUUAUUGCUGGUGGUUCUGGCUUAGCACUUGCACUCCACAGAUCUGUGAAAGCCAGCGAGCUAGAGCUGCACGCGCCAAGCUACCCCUGGAGUCACAGUGGCUUCCUGUCCUCAUUGGAUCAUGCCAGCCUACGGCGAGGGUACCAGGUAUACAAGCAAGUGUGCGCUGCCUGCCAUAGCAUGGAGUACUUAGCUUUCAGAAACCUGAUUGGUGUCACCCACACAGAAGCGGAGGCCAAGGCUCUGGCUGAAGAAUUUGAAAUUCUUGAUGGUCCAGAUGAGAAUGGAGAAAUGUUCACCCGUCCUGGGAAGCUGUCUGAUUAUUUCCCCAAGCCGUAUCCCAACAGCGAGGCUGGGAGAGCAGCAAAUAAUGGCGCAUUGCCUCCUGACCUUAGCUACAUUGCCAAUGCCAGGCAUGGUGGGGAGGAUUAUGUCUUUUCAUUGCUCACAGGGUACUGCGACCCCCCUCCUGGCGUCACCUUGAGGGAAGGACUGUACUAUAACCCAUACUUCCCUGGGCAAGCUAUUGGAAUGGCACCCCCCAUUUACAACGAGAUCCUUGAGUAUGAUGAUGGCACUCCAGCCACCAUGUCUCAGGUUGCUAAGGAUGUUUGCACGUUCCUGAGAUGGGCUUCUGAGCCAGAACACGAUCAUCGCAAGCUUAUGGGUCUCAAGGUAAUCAUGAUUGCUUCUCUUCUAAUCCCGCUGGUGUACUACAUGAAGAGGCACAGAUGGAGUGUUCUAAAGAGCAGAAAGAUUGCCUACAGACCACCAAAGUAACGAAUGUACUGAACACCUCCACACUCGCAGACCUCUUUACUUUGUGCAUUACUGGCCUCAUCUGAGAGAAAGUGAUGGAUAUUGAUCAGUCCUUUUCCUUCCUCCCUGGGACAAGAAGCUGCAGAGACAGACAGAACACUUACUGUAUCAUUCGCACACGCUCGGCAUCUGUAGAUUAUUUUCUUCCAGUUAUUUUUUUUUCUCCAUUUUGAGUCUUUUUUUUUUUUUUUUUGUGUUGUCCACAAUAAAUAACUUUGUGGAGAUGGAAAAAGGACUAGAAGGAGAAAGUAUUUGAGAAAAAUGUCUGUCCGUUAAUUCCCUACUUGGGGAGGCUAAUAAAUUAACUAUUUUAAAUUUAAA